ACUUCAGUGAACUGACUAUGGAGUUUGGAUAUUGUAAGGCAGCAGUCAGCAAGACUCUAACCAUGAUUGCUCUACACGUGGUUCUCCUUUGUGUCUUUGCUGCUGCAGAAGAUGAAGCAAACGUGAUCAGUUUUCAAGCAGAAAGAGAACUAAUACCUGUUGGUCAACCAAUGAGCUAUACCUGCAAAGUGAAGGGUUGUGCAGUGUGGGAGUUUGGUACUUAUUACUUCAACACAGCCUCCAGCGACUUUGCGGGAAAUAGAAGCAAUGUAAUUGAUGGAGUGAACAUAACUGACUCUACUGACGCCAGUGGCAACGGCAAUCAUCUCUCCAAAUUAUUUCUUUCCUCGUCCAUUGUCCAAAGUCUGAAUGAUACAGACAUGGCCUGUGGUGCAACAACAAGUCUAACCAUAAGACCAAUUGGAUACGAGCAGUUUAAAGUUAAAGUUUUUAGUUCUCCCACUUCCCCUGGCAAUGUGAGAGUGGUGUCAGAGAGGCAGAAAGAGGUCACUCUGGCGUGGGAACCUUAGUUCCUGCCGUUCAACAUCUCGCAGUAUCACCUCGGAGCACAUUGAAGUGGUUUUACCUGCAUGU
Halichondria panicea is the source of this 594-nucleotide messenger RNA. RefSeq lists its product as uncharacterized. The record is from RefSeq and is a predicted model, not a curated record. The transcript has 3 exons. Lineage: Eukaryota; Metazoa; Porifera; Demospongiae; Suberitida; Halichondriidae. Bases 18 to 530 code for a protein of 170 amino acids.